AUGAGCCAGCAGGAUGUGGUCGCCGUGCUUUCAGAACGCCUGCUCGUAGCUGCCUACAAAGGCCAAGUGGAGAAUGUGGUGCAGCUUAUCAACAAGGGUGCCAAGGUAGCGGUUACCAAGCAUGGCCGGACCCCCCUGCAUCUUGCUGCCCACAAGGGUCAUCUCCACGUCGUCCAGGUUUUGUUGAAGGCAGGUUGUGACCUGGAUAUUCAGGAUGACAGUGAUCAAACGGCAUUGCACCGGGCUGCUGUCGUAGGGAACACCGAUGUUAUAGCAACUCUGAUUCAAGAGGGGUGUGCUUUGGACAGACAAGACAAGGAUGGGAACACAGCUCUUCAUGAGGCCUGUUGGCAUGGAUUCAGUCAGUCGGCCAAAGUGCUCGUUAAAGCAGGAGCCAACGUUCUUGCCAAGAACAAGGCAGGUAACACACCUCUUCACCUGGCUUGCCAGAAUAGCCAUUCCCAGAGUACUCGUGUUUUGCUCCUUGGAGGAUCUCGAGCAGACCUCAAAAAUAACGCAGGAGAUACCUGUCUGCAUGUGGCUGCUCGUUAUAAUCACUUGCCCAUCAUUAGGGUGCUGCUCAGUGCUUUCUGUUCUGUCCAUGAAAAGAACCAGGCAGGGGACACCGCGCUCCAUGUAGCUGCUGCUCUAAAUCACAGGAAGGUGGUGAAGCUGUUGCUGGAGGCAGGGGCUGAUGCAUCUGUUGUCAACAACGCAGGUCAGACCCCCCUAGAGGUUGCCAGACAGCACAAUAACCCCGAGGUUGCACUCCUCCUCACUAAAGCAUCGCAGGUCUCACGCUUUAACCGUGGAAGAAGCCUGAGGAAGAAGAGGGAGAGGCUGAAGGAGGAAAGGCGAGCACAGUCGGUACCACGGGAUGAAGUGGUACAGAGCAAGGGCAGUGUCUCAGCUGCUGACGACACGCCGAGCAGCGACCAGCCACUGCAGAGGAAGAGUGAUCUGAAGGAUGGAGCCCCGUCAGCCUCACCAGAUCCCAAAGGAAAGAAGAGCAAAAAGAAGAAAACAAAGGAAAAGGUUUCGGCCCUCUCAGACCCUGUUGCCCCAGCGGAUCAGCAGACGCUACCUCGGCCCCAGCAGAACGUGCCAAAGCGCAGGAGCAGACAUCACUGCUCGUCCCCACCCCCUCCCCACGAGGUCCGAGCCUACCAGCUGUACACGCUCUACCGAGGGAAGGACGGGAAGGUGAUGCAGGCACCGAUAAAUGGAUGCCGUUGUGAGCCCCUGAUAAAUAAACUGGAGAAUCAGCUGGAGGCAACAGUGGAAGAGAUAAAGGCCGAGUUUGGGACAGUACAAGAUAAGAUGAAUAUUAAGCUGGGCCAGAUGGAAACCAAAACUCAGCAUCAACUUCGUGUUUUGGACAAACUGAUGGCUGAGCGGCUGUCUGCAGAGAGAACAGAGUGCCUUCACCGCCUGCAGCAGCACACUGAGCUGGAAAAAAAUGAGGGGGAGAAACGGCAGAUUUCCUUGGUCGAUGAGCUGAAGACCUGGUGCAUGUUGAAGAUUCAGAACCUGGAGCUCAAGCUUUCUGGGGAUUCCAGGUCAUCAAGACCAAAAUCAACUUUGUCCACUUGUGAGUCUCUCACGGAGACGCUGGAUACCGAGAACAACCCUCACUGUGCCAAGGACGGUAAGGGCAGCCCACCCGGGCUGCAGGAGGAGGGCUCCCACCAGCAUUCCUGUAUCGCGCUUCCAAACAGCCUCUCAGACGAUGGGGGAAGGAGCAGGGUCCAGAUGCCGGCGCAGACCUUCAAGCAACAUUUUUGCAUUCAACAAGAUGGUGCGUCGGGUACAACCUCGUCAGGUACGGAGCAACAGUUAAGUGCUGGCAGACCGGUCUCCUCUUCUGCUCCUGCUCAAGACGUCAGGCCCAAGGACAAAGCUGUUAGUGCCGGCACAUUCCACAGGUUCCAGCAGGAGCUGCCCUCCUCUGAGCUUCUGGGCAACAAAUUGUGUCACGUUAAGGUUCAAGCUGCUUUGCAGCCCCUGACUGAACCCGCGAAGACCAAGCUGCAGAGCGGCUACUUCAUUGACAAAGGAACUCAGACGAAGAAAUCCAGCAAAAGCGGGCAGGUGAGGCACAGAGCUCUGCACCAUGCGGCUGCAGGACAUCAGAGCCAGGAGCAGCAGCCCCCUGCCCUGCCCACCGGGCAGCCGUCUGCCCCGCCACCGCCUCUCAGAGACACCUCCCAGGCGCUGGAGAUAACGCAGUACUUCUUUGAGGCCGUCGCCACGCAGAUGGAGAAGUGGUACGAGCGGAAGAUAGAAGAAGCCCGAUGCCAAGCUAAUCAGAAAGCGCAGCAAGACAAAGCUGCGCUCAAGGAGCACAUUAAAAGCUUAGAAGAGGAGCUCAGCAAAUUAAGGACUAAGGUGCAGAAAGAGAGCUAG
Messenger RNA from Apaloderma vittatum (bar-tailed trogon), 2406 nucleotides. It is a transcript of the gene ANKRD6, whose product is annotated as ankyrin repeat domain 6. The transcript is spliced from 15 exons. Gene Ontology annotation, molecular function: protein binding; transcription cis-regulatory region binding. The record is from RefSeq and is a predicted model, not a curated record. Gene Ontology annotation, cellular component: nucleus. NCBI's taxonomy places the organism in Eukaryota, Metazoa, Chordata, Aves, Trogoniformes, Trogonidae. Gene Ontology annotation, biological process: positive regulation of transcription by RNA polymerase II. Bases 1 to 2406 code for a protein of 801 amino acids.